AUGACAGAUGGCAUCACUGCAAACAAAACCAACACUGUAAACAGAAACACUCCAUGGAAAGGGGAGAUUGCUGCUCUAAUAGAGAAAGACAAACAGUCUCUACCCUCACACAGAGCAGCUACAAUGAAACAUGACCCAAACCAGAAAUAUGAGUGGAAUAUGUAUGGACAACAAGAAAACAGAGAACAGGGGAAGCAGUAUGUAUCUGAUGGAAGGGAACAUCCAGCAGGUGAAGUCUUAAUAGAUAAGAAUAUAAGGAAGUGCUUCCGGUUCCUGACCACACACUAGCCAAUCAGGAGGAACAGUCAAACAGAUUCACUUCAAAUACAGACUACCUGCAGAUCAUCAGAGACCGUACAAAACAGAAACACUAUUCUGGGACUUUUAUGGAUGAGUAUGGAACUGGAGAUCAGUAUUGA
Messenger RNA from Coregonus sp. 'balchen', 419 nucleotides. Lineage: Eukaryota; Metazoa; Chordata; Actinopteri; Salmoniformes; Salmonidae. The record is from the annotation of a GenBank genome assembly.